Molecule: messenger RNA, 1004 nt
Organism: Tauraco erythrolophus (red-crested turaco)
Lineage: Eukaryota; Metazoa; Chordata; Aves; Musophagiformes; Musophagidae
Source: RefSeq, a predicted model, not a curated record
AUGUUUUCCUCUCCCUUUACAGAGGCUGCUAUUGACCCCCCUAAGACACCUGACAGCGAACCUUUGUUUACAAAACUGCGCAAUCCAAGCACAGGGGAAGCAACCCUUUACUUGUUUAAUAGUGGUGCACAGCAGCUGUUUGAAGUAAAAGCUUUUAAUGAGGAAUAUCGUUCCUGGUUUAUAGGUCAGACUGUUCAACAAGAUGGGCGCCUGCUGUUUGUUACACCGAUGGACCCCUUAUUUCUGGUACUUUACUACCUCAUAAAGGCAGACAAGGAGCAGCAAGGAAAGUUCCAGCCACUUGAUCAAGUUGUGCUAGACUCAGACUACCCUAGCUGCCCAUUGCUGCUGAAGUGUGCAGAUGUUAAACAAUACAUACAUCAUGUAACAGAAGAAAAAGAGUUUGGCAGUCAAAAAUUCCACAAAUACAGCCAAGAGAAGACACUGAAGUGGUUAAAGAAAAAGGUCAAUCAAACAGUGAAAGCACUUAAAAGCAACAAUAUAUCUGUAGGUGAAAGGGUAUAUGCACCUACGUUUGUCAGCGGUAAACAGAUCACAGAUACUGAAGAAGACUAUGUACGGUAUGCCCAUGGGUUAAUAUCAGAAUAUAUUCCUGAAGAUCUGAGUAAGGAGUUGUUAAAAUACUUAGGGCUCUCAGAACUUAAAAGCCCAGCACCAGAGCCGCCACUGAAGAAAAGGAAAUUAUCAGAUGUCCCUGUGGAAGCAGGAGAAGACUAUACUAAGUUUAACAGCAGCAAUCUGAAAACCAAAAAGGCAAACAGCAAGAUGUCUGCAGCACAGAAGGCUCUGGCCAAAGUUGAUAAGAGUGGAAUGAAAUCCAUUUCUACUUUCUUCAGCUCCAAGCCUAAAGCAUCAAAAUAAAGACUUGUUCUUGAAAGAGUUUUAUACAGUGGUUAUUUUUAUGUUAAGCUAAAGAUGUCUCCUGGGUUUUUUUGUUAGUCUAGUAUAUGCAGGGCAUGUCUGUCUACAUGGUGGAGUGUGAU